Acanthosepion pharaonis is the source of this 1863-nucleotide messenger RNA. NCBI's taxonomy places the organism in Eukaryota, Metazoa, Mollusca, Cephalopoda, Sepiida, Sepiidae. The record is from the annotation of a GenBank genome assembly.
AUGCCAGUGCAUGCACAAGCCUCAACACGAGCAACGAAGGAGGGAAACAAAGCAACACCUGUGAGUGUCAAAUCAAAUCGUGAAGUUUCCAAAAAAGACGACGAUAAAAAUAACGAAAGAUUAUUUUGCCAACAAGGUGCCACUGAAAAGUCAGAGACGAACGAACGCGUAAAGAUGUCAAGUAUCACAAAAAACAACACCCAAAACGGCCGCACGAAUGCCUUAUUUCAUGAAAAUGACGUCCGAGAAUUCCUGGGAGACGUCCACAGUUUGAUCCUUGACAAAGCGCUCUACGAUGGCACAGAAAACGAUCACAAGAUCGUAGACUUUCGUCAUCCAUUGGAAAUGUUGAAAGAACUUCAACUGGACAUUGGUGACAAGGGAAGCGAUCACAAAACCCUGCUCGGCUUCUGUGAAAAGCUUAUUCAGAUGAGCGUAAAAACCGGUAAACCUGGCUUCUAUAACCAAUUGUAUGGCUUUGUCGAUCCCUAUGGUUUGGCUGGUUCCUGGGUGACAGACUCGAUGAAUACUGCCCUGCAUACAUACGAGGUCUCCCCGGCAUUUACCAUGAUUGAACAUUACCUCAUCCAGAAGGUGUGCAAAAUGAUUGGUUUCAACAAUGGAGACGGAAUAUUUUGUCCCGGUGGCUCAUUUGCAAAUAUGAUGGGUAUACAUUUGGGCCGAUAUAAAAUGAACCCCGACUUCAAAAGAACUGGCAUGUACAACCAAGAACGAAUGGUAGUCUAUGCAUCAGAGGGGUCUCAUUACUCUUCGUUACAUGGAGUCAUUUUCUUGGGACUUGGGGCUGAAAACCUGAUAAAGGUGAAGACUGAUGAUCGUGGACGGAUGUGUAUGAAGAAUCUUGAGGCCUGCAUCCAGCAAACAAUAAAAGAGGGUAACCGUCCAACAGUUGUUGUAGCAACGUCCGGUACGACUGUCCUUGGAGCAUUUGAUCCAAUCAGUGAUAUUGCUGAUAUAUGUCAAAUGUACAAUAUCUGGUUACACGUUGAUUCUCUCUCUUUCUCUCUCGCUCUCUUGUCCUCGAUUCUCACUUUCCUUAUUUCUAUCUUGUUCACUAUCUCUUGUUCUCUCUUCUUGUUCUCUCUUCUUGUUCUCUCUCUCUUCUUGUUCUCUCUCUCUUCUUGUUCUCUCUCUCUCUCUUCUUGUUCUCUCUCUCUCUCUUCUUGUUCUCUCUCUCUCUCUCUCUCUCUUUCUCUCUUUCUCUCUCUCUCUCUAUCUAUCUAUCUAUCUAUCUAUCUAUCUCAUGAUAUCGGUUCAGUCUUUCUCUCUUUUCUGUUCCCUGAUCUUUCUAUUUCUCUCUCUCUCUGUGUUCUUCCUCUUUGUCUCUCUCUGUUUUCUCUCUCUCUCUCCGUUCUCACCCCUCUCUCUUUCUCGUUACGGUAUUCUCUGUUCUCUCUAUCUCUCUUUCACUCACUCUUUGUUCUCAGUUCUCUCUCUCUCUCUUGUUUUCUCUAUUUGUUAUUCUUUCUCCUUUUUUUCUCUUUCACUUUCUCUAUGUUGUUCUAUUUUCUCACUCUCUCUCUUUUCUUUGCGCUCUCUAUCUUUCCUCUCUUUGUUGUCUCUCUCACUGUUGUUUUCUCUCUCUGUGUCUCUGUUUUCUCUUUUACUCUCACUCUCUCUCUCUCUCACUCUUUCACUCUCUCUCUCUCUCUCUCUCCUUGCUAUUUUCUGUUCUCUCUUCUCCUAUUCUCUGUAUCACUAGGUUUUUCUUUCUGUUUUUUGUUCGAUUUUCUUUUUCUCUGUUCUUCUCGGUUCUUUCUAAACCUCCUCUCUCUCUCUCUCUCUCUCUCUCUUCCUCUCUACCUCUCUCUUUCUCUCGCAAUAAAUAAUGACUUUGGUUAA